Molecule: messenger RNA, 6525 nt
Organism: Volvox carteri f. nagariensis
Lineage: Eukaryota; Viridiplantae; Chlorophyta; Chlorophyceae; Chlamydomonadales; Volvocaceae
Exons: 14
Coding region: 1-6525 (2174 amino acids)
Source: RefSeq, a predicted model, not a curated record
AUGACAGAUGUUAUUUGCGAAAUUUGUGGAUAUGACGGUGCUGCCGAUUGGCUCCUUAUAUGCAGGAAUAGUGAUAGGUGUUGCCGUGGGCGGCAUCUGUACUGCGUGGAUAACGUGAAGUUGCCCAGCCAGCCACCCACGGAUCUCUCUGUUUAUGGGUCUGUCGAGUGCUCGCUUUGUUCCUCUACGACUGUACAAGCGUCUGCCGGUAAGAAGAGGGGCACAGCAGCUGCAGCCGCUGGCAACAAGACGACCUCCCAGCGGAGCAAGCGCAGCGCCCACGAGCCAGCCUCUGGAACUCAUGCAGUUUCAUCAUUACACCAGACAUACACAGCAACCGCCAACACUGGGCCUGCAGACGCUGCCGCCGCACGGGACCAGGUGUUUGGAUCUGCAGGAAGCGUCUUUGCCCGGCCGGAGGCGCAGAAGGAAAUUGCUGGAGGUGUGGGGGAGGAUGCAGGGACGGGGACGGGCAAGAUCAGCCCACGCACUGGCGGAUUUUCUUUGGGUCACGAUGCUGAUCAGGUUAGACCUCGACAGUUGUACUUGGUGCCACAUACAGGCCCCGGACAGCCGCAGCAAGCCAGGCCUGCGACUGCGACUGCAACUGCAAUCGCCGCUGGCGUGGCAGACCAGAAACCACAGCCGCAGUCGCAGCUGCAGGAUUUCGACUUCGCCUUUGUCGACAGCAGCCCGCUGCCGCAUCCUAGAAACGCAACAGCCACAGGCUCGGCCCAGGUCAGAGGGCCAAGCGCUACUGGGUCCGUUAGCCAAGGGGGCGCAGGCGCAGCAGCAGGAGCAUCAGCGGCGGCGGUCGCGGGGAAGCUUGCUGGCGCCACGGCAGAGGCGGAUGGCUACUUGGAUGCCGAGAACAGUGACAGCGACAGUCGGCCGCAUAAGAGGGCAAAGGUCCAGGGUGUGGCUUCGGCCGCCAAGGUGCAGGCGCGGGCCUCUGCCGGUCGCCCAAUGACACAGCAGCCUUCGGAGAGUCAGGAACACCAGAGUCACAAUCAGCGAGUCGCAGCUUUUGGGUCGGGCCCAUUUUCAGCCAAAGCAGCUCCACCCUCAGCAGCAGCCCCAGCCCCAGCCCGCAACCACGUUGCGCAAGGCAAACCCGGCAGUCUGUCGGAGCGGUAUAAAGGGCAACUGAGGGAUGUGGGUCGACACACGCAAAUGACCGAUGGGUCGCUGCCCGGCAUGCCGCAGCGCAGUUUAAAAAGUGUGGCGAACCCAGCAGCGAUAGCGGCUGCCGCGGCUGCCGGCGGCGCAGCAGCCCCGCGCUUGGAUAAGCAGCUUGACCCAGAUUUAUCUGCCUUUGAUGACCUAAGCUCGCCGCCGCAAAAAGUUGCUGGCCCUCACGGCUCGCGAGGCCCAGCUCCGGCCGGUAGGGUGGUCAGCAGCGCCGGCAUCAGGCCGGGUCUGUAUCUCGCUACGGAAGCCUCAGCCGGCGGCGCGCUGAAGCAGAGACAAGGAGUACCAGCGGCAAGCGGGGUUGGACGGCUGCCGUUGGGCCUCCCGUCCAAUGGCAUGGGCGCCCGUGUGCAGGGUCGUCCGAUGUCGAUGGGCAGCAGACCGGACCGCGGGGCGCUGAUGGGCCCUGUUGCUGGCGGCAUUGGCAGCCGCGUGCCGCCUGCUCCAGGGGCCCGCGCGGUACGCCCUGUGCUGCCUGCAGCUCGCACGUUUGGUGCUUCAUUCGACAUCCAGCAGGCGCUCGGCGGCAACAAGGGCGCCGGCAGCAUGGGUGGCACGGGGCCGUCCGCACCGGUGCUGCCGUCGGGGAGCACUCCCUCGGGCAUGCUGGAUAACAUGGGCAGCGUGGGAAGUCUGGGGAGUCGAGUGUCUACGAGCACGGGGCCGCUGGGAAGAGGCAAACGUCGGGAUACUCGACGGGUCGAAUUGUGGGUUUGCAUGCUGCCGCUCAAAGUCGAUCCCGAGCUGCUAGCGAGCGUAAGCAAGGACCAAAAGGACCAGGUUUUAGGCUUAACCAUGCAGUCGAUCACUCCCCACCAGAGCAUGGUGCGGUUGUGCAACCUGCUUAGCUCUACCGUCUUCUCGGAAGGGGACCUGAAGUGGAGCAUAAUGCAGGGCGACGGCCAGGGCGGGGUGCCGCCUACGAUUACUGAGACGCGAGACCCAGGUGCCGCCGCGCUGACCCCGCCACGCAGGUUCUAUCAGAGUUAUGCGCCCUGUGAGACCUGCCUGGUGAUGCUACCCACAAUGACGAUUGGCAAAGGCUACGAUUGGUUCACCAAGUUGUUGAGCAAGCUCAAGGCAGAAGGUUGUUUAUUAGCCGUGGAGCUGGCCUUCCUCACGCCUGCGCACCUGGCCCGGGACCCUGUCCUGGCGCGGCUGCUUAGCGCACAGGCGAGCGAUCGCGGAGGCCGCGUCGCGGACCCCGCCGGGCCCUUCCGGCUGUACUUCAUGCCACACCAAGUGCCUAUCGACGGGUUUGACUUUGACAACGGCGUCAUUGACUGCCUGCUCUGCCUGACGGGCAGCCGGAAGCACGUCCAUGUGAUGUCUAUUUGGGACCCGACACCGGCGUCUGCAAGGGGCAUCAAAGGUAUCCUAAGGUCCUCGGACAAGGCCCCGACACCCAAGAAGCGGGUAGACUUUGAGAUAAAGGACGGCAACGAUCACGAGCAUGGGCGUCUGCUGAGAGAGAAAGAAGGCUACGCCCUGAAGCACACCACGGCGUUGGAGGGGCCGGCGGCGGGCGCGUACAGCGGAGGCCAGGCCAGCACCAGCCGAAACAACGCUGCCGACGGCGUCAAGGGCAUUAAAAGCAGCGACGGCGUCAUAAACGAAAGAGCUGAUGCGGCGGAUGCUGGUGAAGCGCAAAGCAAUGCAGAUCUGGCUGCGUUAACAGAUACCCGGUUUCCUGCUAGGGGCGUUACGGCCAGGACCCAAGUCCCCUUUGGGGUCGGGGGAACUGCGUCGGGGGCGCCGAACUCGGCACGCACAGGUCCUCCUGCGGGCGAUCUGGCCGGAUCGACCGGAUUAUGCCAAAGAGCGUCCGACGGCAGCAAUGGCGGCGGCGGUGGCAGCGGCGCACAACUGGAGGCACAGUCGGAUGCGGCAGUUCCCGUAGCCAGUUCCAUUGAGGCGAUGGAUAUGGAUAUGGCUGUGGGCGCAGGGUCCCAAGAGGUGCCUACCGGUGCCGAUGCCAUGGCUGUACACGAGCAAGGCGCAGCGUCACGGACUGCUGCCGCCGCAGCUCUGCCUCAGGCCGGUGCUACCGUUGACACAGAAGCAGCAGCAGCAGGUGCACCUCCUGAAGGUGCCGGACAGCAGAAGCAGCAGAUCCAGAUAAAGCUGGAGCAGAUUGAGGAGUCGGGUCCUGCCUCAUGUAAGUUACAAGGUGUAUCUUUUGACGGGGGCGGUGCAGCGGCGACGGGCGACGGCCGGCGCCGUAAGGAAAUCGACAUUAUACCAUGUGAGGGCAGGUCGCGGCACGCGCCUCCUGCCGGUGCGCUGGGAGCGGCGGCGGCGGCGGCAGCAGCAAACGCGACGACAGGCACACAAGCCGCAUCCAUGGGGCCGCCCGGAGGGUCCUUCGUAACGGCAAUGCUCCCGCCGGCACCAGCUGUUUCAAGGGUGUCAUUGCCGCGGAGAGGACAUAAGCCGGCGGCCGCUGGGACUUCAGGGACGAUCCCCGGGGCAACGGCAACAGCAACAGAACCUAAAGCCCGAGAGGCGGCGGAGUCCGGAUCGGGACUGGCAGCUAUGGCCUCCGGUGCAACUCUGCCUACCGUUGCCGCAGCGGCGGCGGCUCCGCCAGGUGCGACGGCAGCCCCAGCGCCGGCGGCGAAGGCACCGCAAGCUCCAUCACCAGCAGGGAUAACGGAGUCGGAGCCCUCCACGGCACCGCAGGAUCUAUUACCGGUGGGGCUAGCGGCGUUAGGGCCAUCGACGGCGGCCAUUGAAGCAGCAGUAGCAGCAGCCACAUCGCUACCGGCUUCUGCCGGCGGCGGCGAGGAAGCGCAGGUCGUUGACGGGCCUUACGCAGCGGGCGAGGGUGGCUUUACGGUGGAGAGCAGCUUCUUCACGCAGUUCACUUGGUCCAUUGAGGCGGUUGGUCCCGUAGCGGAGCAUCACGCCCGUGUGAGCCCCUCUUCCGGGGCUGUUGAAGCGAGCACGCGGCGGCCCGAGGUUUCGGAGAUGGGGACUCAGCCCCACCGCCUCCCGCCGCACCUGCAGCCCCUGCAUCCGCGGCAUCUGCGGAACCCUCACCGCCAUACGCUCGCGGUUGCCAACGGCGAUGACGACGCAGGAGUCGCCAACAACAACAUCAACAACAACCUGCUGCCGACGUGUGGGUCCACAACUGGUGACCCAAUGGGUUGCGUCAUCAACGAGCAGUUGCCGCCUGUUGGAAUCUGGGGGGCCGCCGCCGCCGCCGCCGCCGCCGCUGGCGUGCGAGGGCUGGGUGAGGGAGAGGAUGAGGCCAGGGAGUUGCUUCCAAUGGCUGGUAGCAACAAUCCCGUCGAGGAGGUAGUGUGUGCGGCGCUGAUGGAGGGCAACGCACAACACCUGCAGUCUCAGGCGCAGCGGCAGCUACGAUCGCAAGCGUGUAUGCCGCGGCUGGAACUGCACCACCACCACCACCACCACCAGCCGCUGCAGCCGGGGUAUGAUGGCCCAGGCCGGCAGGUGGGGAUAAUGGACGAGGCUGAGGAAGCCGUGCGAGAGCGUCGGCAUGAGCAGGAUGAGGAUGAUGUGCCUAUGGAGCUGUGUUCACCGACCCACGGCAGCACGGACGGUGUCAGCUGUCGGGAGCCUGAAGCCGCCGUUGCAUUCAUCGAUACAGGGGAGGAGCCAGACAACAGGAACGGCAACGGCAAACAUAUAAGAAGCAGUAAAGGGAGUGAGGACAGCGCUGGCGCUACAGCGGUACUGGUCAGUUUGCUGCAGAAGCGACCCACAGAGGUAGCGGCGGGAGCAGGAGCGGCACCUGUGCCGCUGGACAGCCUUGGCGGCUUGGACAAGAUGUCGGGUUCGCGGUCGCCGCAGCAACAGCAGCAGUUUGCUGUGCAAUGGCGAUCAUUGGUGCCCAAGACGCUGUUGUUUCCGCAGGGCAGUUUGGAGGCGGCGGGCGGAGCGCCUUGUGAAGCUGAGGCCGAGGGUUGUGAAGACAUGGAUUUGGAUUUGGUUGAGCCAGGUGUCCUGCCUGGGGACAUGUCGCUGAUGAGUUCGGACGUGGAGCUUGGUACCUGGCAUGACCUCGUGGGCAAACCCGCGCAUGCCCUUGAGGUGCUACCGCCUCUGGAAGUCUCGAAGAUGCUGCCGCGGCAGCAACAACACAAGGAACAAGAACAGCAGCAGCAGGCGGCGGUGCUGAAGUCGGGUGUGCUGAAUCCCGCGCUUCGAAGGCAGCUGCCGUUCCUCAUGUCAAAUCUCCACGCUCUCCCACGCAUGCCACUACGCGGCUGCCAGGUUCGGCUGAUGGCGAGCGGUGAUGAGGAGCCGGAGCUGGCCGCAGCGCUGGACGCUUCGGCGAAGGAGCUUGGCUUCGGCUGGUCGGCUUGGAGCACGGAUAUCGCCCCGGAGGACCUGAGCGGUGUCCAGGUUCUGGCCCUAAGCGACUCGGUGGUGCACGCAAUGUCAUGUCCAGCAGCAACCGUGAACGGCCUCAUCCUCAAGGCAAUUGCCGUACACCCGAUUUUGCUGUACAGGGCUGAGGCGCUGGUUAAGGGUUUGCGGCUGCUUGCCCGCGACGCGAGGCGGCGCUGCAUGGCAACGGCACGAGGGCUUCCAGAUGCAAAACCGUUGGUGAAACUUAAGGUCGAGGUGCCCUCAGAGCCGCUGACGUCAUCCCACGGGAUCCCAGCCUCGCGCUACAGCCCCACACCCAGCCCCAGCCCCAGCCCGAUCUUGGAGGACGUGCUGAGCCUAGCCCAAGUGGACGGCAGUACCCCGGUGGGCGACUGCCAGCCGCUAUACCCGACCCGAGUGGUGGUGGUAAUGGACGCCCAGGGUUUCCUGGGGACUCCGCCCAAGUUGCUCCGGCAGCUGACCGGCUGCCUGCUGGCUGGCUCCCGCGUCUGGGGCCAGCCGUGGCUGCUGCAGAUGCGCGAGGCCCACAUUAUUCGGGUACAGACCCACGGGUCACAAGAGCAUCGGGUGGUCCUCAGCCGUGCGCUGGAUCCCGACGCGCUGACGUCUACCCGUCGAGGCUCAUUUGGCCCUCAUGCGCCAUGCGGCGUUGUGGCCGCCGCUGCCGGCAGCGCAGCGGAUGGCAGGCGCCUGCCGCAGUUUUCGGUUCUGCAGCCGUUGGGUCGCGAGGUGGAGAGCUCAGCGGCGGGAUCCGAGGCGGUUGUUUUGAAGGAUGCGGAGAAGGUGAUGCGGCUGAGGCGGCCGGGGCGGCUGGUGGUGGCGGCGUAUGCGGAUGACGUGGAGGCCAAGUUGCAUGCGAGCAAGGGCCGGCGCCGGCGGGACAUCCUGGCUGGGACGGUGCUGGAGGUGGUCAGCUUUUUGGACCUGCUGUUGUCCCAUGCGUGGCUGGAACAGAAGGGCAAGUUUUAG